UUGAUUUAUUAUUUCCCUUCCGUGAUUAGAUCGUGGUUUCAUUUUAAGUCAUUGCGUUUCUUUGAUAUUCUAUUGAAUGAAUGUACCGUGAUUAGUAUUUGUGCUGAGUUUCUGUAGUUUUCUUCUUCUUCUUUAUUUAUUUAUUUAUUUUAAUUUUAUUAAUCUUCAGUGACAUGCUUGAUUGUUUGAUGCAUGUUAGUUCGUCCUUUUGACAUUUCAUUUAGUUGCUAAAGAUAGUUGACUCAGUUCUGAAUUCUGAUGGGCUUGGUUACAAGUUAUGUUGCUUGAAAUGCAGACGGAACAUUUCACUGCUUGUUAGUUCUUUGAUUAGAAUUACUACUUUCCAAUUUUAAAUACCGACCUGUAAAUUUCAUUGACUACUUACUGGCAAAGAUGAUGCGCUCGUUAGCUGUCCUGCAUUCUGGCUAUCGAUUACGAUGUCACCGUAAAGAACUAAGAAAAAACAAGACAGUGCAGGGUUCAACACUAAUUAGAAUGUCGGUAGAGUAUGUUUGAGCCUGGAUGAUAUGACCUGAAACUUGAGUUGGAGAAGUAACAUUUUUUCCUCCAGGGAUCUUACUUGAAAAAAUGAUCGAUCCACAAAGCUCAUUGAGCGUUCAUCCAUGGCUGAUGUGUGACACUUGUCAAGAAUUGGUAAGUUUGUGUUAAUCGACAUAAAAUGGGUCGUCGCAUACUUUCUGCAUUGAUUGGAAAAUGGGCUAUUACUUGGGAAUGAUUUUCUUGUAGCCAACAGUUUUCCAACUAGGUAUUCAAAUUAUUUUUCCAGGCAUGUGGAUAUGAUAGGAAGGAUAAGUCCUGAAUCCCUUUCGUUUAUGCUAGGUGAAAGUUACCUGAGCCAAGUUAUGCAUAAAAUUGGUUGACAGGUAGGCAUGAGUUAACUUAGGAGUCUAUAAAUCACAUGUCUAGGUUUCUUUUUGGGCUUUAGCAUGAUAGGAUGGGCAAUCUUCUGUAAUGUACAUCGGUACGUUAAAGAAAAGCAAGAGUUGUGUGACUAGGGAGAGACUAAAGUUUCUUGAAAACUUGUUUGGCUCAUCUCUCUUCUUCUAUACUAUGAAUUUUUAUCAAGUAGUAUCUCAACACUUCUUAGAGCACGUAAAGAGGGAAGAAAAUGGACAACCGUAUGAAAUCAGUAGAGCAAUGAUUGGGGCCUAUGGUAGUGGAAGUGUACAAGAUACCAGUGCUUGAAAGGAUCUUUACAAUGUUAGUGGAGGGUGAGUUAAGCUGCUAUUGAAGAAACAAGAAGCUGAGCAUGCAAGGGUGGACCUUCGAAUCAAGGGAAUUCAAUGAAAGGGAAGCAGCUGGUUGCUCUGAUCUAGGAGGGUGAGAGCGGGGAAAUGAGUGGAAUGGUCUGAGAGGGGGUGAAGAUGAUGAGCUAAGCUUUCAUGCGGAAGGACGAAUUACCACCAUUUGACGAGAUAGAUCCAGGAAGAUGGAGUUUUUUUUCUAAAGUGGAACAUUGUAUCAAAAUGAUCGUCCACUGCAGUAGAAGUUGGAGCUGCGUUUCAAGAUGAGCUUACUUGGCAUAGGGCAUAAUGCUACAAGAGAGAUUGAGUGGGCUGGGAGCCCAGCGUACCUUUGAUUUUAGGGCUUGAACUCUGAUGGUGGUUUAGCACUAAUUCAUAGUAGUUCACGCUCGAGAUUUUUUUCCUACGCAAAUAAAAUUUGAAAGAUUGUGGAUACAUAGUCUUAGACAGAAUGAGGGUUUUAAAGGCUUUGGAUGCCAUGAUACUAACACCUAGUUAACAAACAUUCAUGACGUUGUCUGAGACCUUAGUAACUGCUUUUUGAUUAAUAAUGUUGUAUUCUUGUUCAAUGUAUAAAAGGAGUAUUGAAUGAUGGUCACAGUACAUGAAAAGGUAUUUAUUGUAAUUCAUGUCCUAAUUGAUGUCUUGCAAGAGAACUAAUGUGCGUUGAUCAGACUCUUGACUUGCAGUUUCUUUUCUCAUGGUAUCAUUUGUCAUUUUACAUCAAAGGAUGCUGCUGCUCUUUAUUUAUUAGGCUCAUUGAUAUUUUGCAAUUAAAUUUGAUUUCCCUUUAUUGGAUUUGUGUCUGGCAGUUGAUUAAAAUGGUACCAUUAGCUAAAGAAAGUGUAGAAAGCAGACACGGAAUUUCUAGUAUUAUUGGGACCGGAAAGUGUGAAAGCUACUUAAUUUUUAGUAGUGAAACUUCCCUUGGGGAUGCAUUUCGGAUAUUCCUAUAUUUUAUGGGCCUUGCAUAUUGUUUCAUUGGAUUGUCUGCUAUUACUGCUCGAUUUUUCCGGUCCAUGGAAAAUGUUGUGAAGCACUCAAGGAAGGUGGUAGAGAUAGAUCGAUACAACAACACUAAAAUUGUUCGAUAUGAGAAGGUCUGGAAUUUUACAAUUGCAGAUAUCAGCUUACUGGCGUUUGGCACUAGCUUUCCUCAAAUAUCCUUAGCUACUAUUGAUGCUAUUCGAAAUAUUGGCAACCUGUAUGCUGGAGGUCUGGGACCUGGAACUCUGGUUGGUUCUGCUGCUUUCGACCUUUUUCCCAUUCAUGCUGUUUGCGUUGUAGUGCCUAAGGCAGGAGAGUUGAAAAAAAUAUCUGAUAUAGGAGUUUGGCUAGUUGAGCUUGCUUGGUCUUUCUGGGCUUAUAUUUGGCUGUACAUUAUUUUGGAGGUGUGGACUCCAAAUGUAAUAACUCUUUGGGAAGCUUUGUUGACUGUGCUACAGUAUGGAUUACUGCUUACACAUGCAUACGCUCAAGAUAAGCGAUGGCCCUACUUGUCCCUUCCCAUGGAAAGAACUCAGAGGCCAGAGGAAUGGGUGCCACCUGAGACUGCUAUAUGCAAGCAGGAAUUUCAAGCCCAUGAAAAUGAUCAGAGAAGCAUUGUUGACAUUUUCUCUAUCCAUGAUAAAGAUAAGAAAGUGUAUCAUGAAGUUCCUGGACAUGAUGUCGGUGAAUCCUCCUGUAGUAAUUCUCUGGAGAUGGAUGAAAAUGAAGACCACCCUUACGUGCUUACAAUGUGGAAACAGCAGUUUUUGGAUGCCCUUUCGUUGAAAACUUCGGAAUCAAAGAAGCAGUAUAACAUCUAUUUACGACUUGCAAGAUUAUGCUGGCGGUUGCUUCUUGCUCCGUGGAGGCUUUUGUUUGCCUUUGUACCUCCUUAUCACAUUGCUCAUGGAUGGCUUGCCUUUAUUUGCUCCCUUAUUUUCAUCAGUGGGAUAGCUUAUAUUGUCACUAAGCUCACAGAUCUAAUAAGCUGUGUCUCAGGAAUAAAUCCUUAUGUCAUAGCAUUUACAGCAUUGGCAAGUGGAACUUCUUGGCCAGAUUUAGUGGCUAGUAAGAUUGCUGCUGAGCGCCAGACAACCGCAGACUCUGCCAUUGCGAACAUUACUUGCAGCAAUUCAGUGAACAUAUACGUGGGAAUUGGAGUUCCAUGGCUGAUAAACACUGCAUACAAUUUCAUAGCGUAUAGAGAGCCCCUGAAGAUAAAGGAUGCUGCAGGCCUCAGCUUCUCAUUGCUGGUGUUUUUCUCAACUUCGGUGGCUUGCAUUGCCGUGCUUGUGUUUAGGCGUCUAACAUUAGGUGCAGAACUUGGAGGGCCAAGGCUUUGGGCUUGGGUUACGUGCAUCUUUUUCAUGUUGCUCUGGCUCAUCUUUGUGGUGCUGUCUUCUCUCAAGGUUUCAGAUAUCAUCUGAACCCAGUGAUCUCUAUUUUAGCCUUCCCCGUUCUGGAUUAUAGAAAUAUAGAGAACUCAUUUCAAUGCAACAAUAGUCACAAGUUAUUAUUUUCUACCUUUUACAUUAAAACUUAGUACAGCCAUUUUUUCCAAGAAUACACCAUCGUAAUUGUAAUAUUAUUAUUUUUUUUUCCGAACAAAAAUGUCUUAUUUACUGAAUUGUAUUUGAAUCAAAAGUUAUGCCUUAGAUGACAUUUAUGUCA
Cucurbita pepo subsp. pepo (vegetable marrow) is the source of this 3923-nucleotide messenger RNA. The record is from RefSeq and is a predicted model, not a curated record. Lineage: Eukaryota; Viridiplantae; Streptophyta; Magnoliopsida; Cucurbitales; Cucurbitaceae.